This is a messenger RNA of Hydatigera taeniaeformis, 2610 nucleotides long. The record is from the annotation of a GenBank genome assembly. Lineage: Eukaryota; Metazoa; Platyhelminthes; Cestoda; Cyclophyllidea; Taeniidae.
AUGGGCAAAAAGGUCAAACAUGGGAAAAGUCGGAAGGAUAAGUUCUACUUCCUUGCCAAAGAGACAGGAUUUAGGGCAAGAUCUGCCUUUAAACUUAUACAAUUAAAUCGUCGAUUCAACUUCCUUGCUUCGUCUAGAUUGCUAAUCGAUCUAUGUGCAGCACCCGGUGGCUGGAUGCAGGUUGCUGCAAAGGAAAUGCCUGUAGGCAGUCUCGUUAUUGGUGUCGAUUUGGUACCAAUCAUGCCUAUUCCCAACUGCAAAUCUAUUGUUGCCGACAUAACCACAGAUAAAUGUCGUCAGUUACUCAGAGCUGUAACUCUCAGCAAUAAGGCUGAUGUUGUUCUACAUGAUGGUGCCCCAAAUGUUGGGACAGCAUGGAGCGUCGAUGAAUAUAGUCAGGCUGCUCUUUGUCUGAAGGCCUUCGGGUUAGCUACUGAAUUCCUACGAAAAGGUGGUUGGUUUAUCACGAAGGUCUUCAGAAGUCGGGAUUAUGAGCCUCUCAAGUGGGCCAUUUCCCAAUUUUUCCGUAAAGUCAGGGUUCUAAAGCCAGAGGCGUCCCGUCAAGAGUCAGCUGAAAUCUUUCUUGUUUGUCAAAAUUAUUUGGAUCCUUCUUCAAUCGAUCCCAAAUUUCUUGAUCCUAAACACGUCUUUGGCGAAGUAGAAGUAUCCAAAUCUCGCGAAUCUGUGGUCUCUUCCCUUCUCAAACGAACAAAUAAGAGAAAGAAGGCCGAAGGGUACGAUGAUGAUAAGCUAUAUAAAGAAACUCUCUUAUCUGAGUUUAUGGAAUCGGAUGACCCUCUCAAAUGUUUGGCUAGGACAAAUAAAGUUGUAAUUGAUCGUCAAGACCUUAUGAGCCAUCCGCUGACUCCUUCAUUUGUUGCAGAAUGCUUGUCGGAUAUUCAGGUGUUAGGAAAAGCUGACAUAAGAGAAGAAGAAUCACAAAUUAAGGGCACUGAGAUGGAUGAAGAGGAGCAAACACAGCGUGAAGUCGAGCGUCUCUUGAAGGAGGAGCAAAAGAGUUCAAAAAAACGUCUUAAAGCUGUUCGGAGGGCGAAACGCAAGCUUGCUGAGCGCAUAGUUCUAAAAAUGGAGCAUCCAGGUGAUGCAAUCGAACAGAACAGCGCAGGUGAACUUUUCUCCCUUGCUUCCAUUGGUGGACGGGAUCUUGAAAGUCUCGAAAGCGUGGAGAAGAAGUUGGUUGAAAAGACGGGGCAUUCAGCGGCAGAUUUGUUCAUUUUGAACAAAGAAAGGGUCGCCAAACGUGAAGCACUUCGCAAGCAACGAGAAGAAUUCCGUCGUGCCGUGGAGGGUGGUGAAUACAUACGCUUCGAACGUAACACUGAACACGAGAUUGAUCUAGGUGUUAUAGAAUCCACUCGACGUAAGUCAUUUUUCUCAUGCUUUUUCGAUCGGCCUUCACGUUUCGAACCUCAUCUUGAAUCGGUUCUUCCUCAUCCAGCGGCCAUCGCCACACAUGAGUGUGGCGAUAUCUAUCUUAGUUCCAGUGAUGACGAUAUCGAUAACAAUAGUGAAGUUAGUACUAGCAAAGAUGAAUUCGAAUCAGCUCUGGAUAGCGAUGACGAUCGUAGUGACAUUGGCGAGUGUGAGGACCUGGAUUCAAGUGAUGAAUCAGAAGGGGAGGAUGAAUAUGCAAAAGCGUUGAUCAAAGAGGCAACUUUCAAGAAGAAAAAAAACACUGUCUCACUUCUUACUGAUCUUGAUCCUGCUGACGAGGAAAACAAAAGGGACAGAAAAAUUGAGGCUUGGUGUACUUCGACCGAAGUAAAAGAGCUGAUGGAUGUUGAGAAGUCCGUUAGCGAUGAAGCGAGCCUGAAGGAAUCUAAGCCCAAAAAGCAAAAGUUGAAUUCAAGCCCUAGGAAACGGGUCUCUUUCGCUGACAACAUUGCUCCCUGUUCUGAGGAGGAGCAAAGUGUGAAGGAAGCAGUUGGGGGGUCGGAUGGGGAUGGGUUAUCAUCCGACACUUCUAGCACUGAUGGUGAAGAAGCUCGACCUCGAUUGCGGAAAAAGAAACUUCGGCGCCUUCGACGUCCUCUUACCGCAGAUGAAAAGGCGUUGGCUGGACAACUAAUUCAAUCGGCAAAAAGUCGACGCGACCUUCUUGAGUGGAACUUUCAUCGGUACCGUUUCUUUGAAGACGAUAGCACUCUUCCUGACUGGUUUGUCGAUGAAGAAAAAAAAUUUAUGCGGAAAGCUCCCCCCAUCGAGGAAUCCAAAGGCCUGAUUGCCAGACCAAUCCAGGGCAAGACAUUAAAAAAGGCCGAAGAAGCGAAGGCGCGAAAGAAAAUGAAACUGACCAAACGCCUUGCCCGAGUUCGCAAACGUGCCGAAAAUCUGCCGGGCGAUCUCACCGAAAAGGAGAUGUGGAGUAAAGUUAGAACGAUGUACAAGAACGCGGGUCUCCUAAAGAAGAAGCGCCGACCUAUUGCAUACAUUGUAAACACGAAAGCAGGUUCACGCAGUAAAUCUCAGGCGGUUCCUCGGGGUGCCAAGAUUAAACUCGUCGACCGACGCAUGAAGUCGGAUCUUCGAGGGGAAGCCAAAUCCGUGACAAAACGCGGUAGAAAGAGAAGUCGCAAGAGGGAUCGCUGA